UGUUUCCCGUUUAAAACAACAAACUUCUAGUAGCUGUGGCGGUUGUUAAAAAUAAAAUGACACGCUUUUUUAAAAACAGUUAUUUGUUUCAUUAGAUAAAGUAACCAUUCCAAAAAAAAAACCUUCCUGUGAGUCUGAAGGCGAGGUCGAUAUUGUGACUGACAGGAGUGCACUUCCUGCUAGCUGGCUAUAGAUUAGCCGCAUACAUGGCUAGGCACGUGACACCCAGACCCAAGGUGGUGUCCUCGGGCAGGUUGACGGGAUCUGGCCGAGGACAGACGACCAGGAAAAAGGUUCCUGGAAGACCUCUACAUCCUGACCCUUCAUAUUCCGUUUACUCCACAGAUUCAGAAGAUCAGGUCACAACCAUAAACAAAGGCCUGGAUCGAUGUGCGGCGUUGCUCAGCGAUAUACUUCAAGCAGAAAAAACAGACCCCAAGACGAAGUUGAAAAUCUCAAAGGCGGCUCCUUCCAAAAAGAAAACGUCACUUGGUAAGAAUGAAGCAGAGCGAAAGAGGGUUGGGAAGACAGCAAGUGCAGUCACACGGAUAAACAAGAGACCAGCUGUGGUACAGAAGACCAUUUUGCCCGCGCAGACUUGCGCAGGAUUAAGAGGCCAGUCAUGUGUGCAGCAGCCCCCUGCUGUUGAUGUUAUCAUCGGAUCAGAAGUGAAGCCGGGAGGGACCUCGGUGACGCAAGUGGAGUGUGUUCAACCACACAGUUUUCCUCAAGGCAGCAGUCUUCCAUCCACAGGACCGCAGUCCUCUACUGUGUUUAACUGCCGUCUGACUACCUCGACCCCAGCACUCAGUCCUCACAGACCCACGUCAGCUCACAGUCAAGCGCCUCACAGAGGAGCAGAUGGAGAGACGCAUCACUUCACUCAACAGUGGGCUGGAGCCUCUGCGGUACCAUUGACUCAACACAGAGCUUUAAGUGCGACAGUUUCACCCACCCAGUACACAGCAUCUUUUUCUGUAGCUCCAGCUGUCCAGCUGCAGCCUGCAGUCUCCACAGUGUCAGCUGAACAGUGUAAACCCUCCAGUCCUGUUAUAAAUGCACCUCAUGCAGGCUCAGGUGGACAGAGAAGCGCCCUUCAGGCACAUAGCGGACCUCAGAGCUUCCCUUCUCCUCCAGCGUCAGCACAGAUCCCUGCACCGGUCGCCCUCCCCAGCCACAUCCUGGUGUGUGACGGUUCACAGGAUCAACAGCUUUCGUCUGGAGAGUGUGUGUCGUCUUCAUCAGAGGAGAGUGGAGACUGCAUGAGUGAAGAGGAUGAGCUGGACAGAGUGGACACCCUGCCGGUCAGAGACACAAACUGUCACACCAGCAUAGACAAGCAUGCUGUGAAACACAAGAGCAAGUCAGGGAGCCCUGAAAAGACGGCCAGGAAGGUGAUUACUGUCAAAUACCUGUUAGGAGAGCUGAAGGCGCUGGUAUCCAAUCAAGACAGUGAGGCGGUUCGUCUGAUCUCUGAGGUAGAGCAAAGCAUCUCCCUGCUCCCCGCCAUGGUGGGCAGCACCAACGUUCAGGCCGAGCUUGCCCUCGCAUUGCAGCCGCUCAGAAGUGAGAACGUGCAGCUACGCAGGCGUCUGAGAAUACUGAAUCAGCAGUUAGAGGAACGGGAGAGAGCAGAAAGACAGGCCAGACCGGUAGACUGCAAUCUAGAAUUGGUCUCGCUGCAGUCGCUAAACCUCACACUUCAGACUCAGUUAAACGAUUGCCAUAGAGAGCUGGAGAACCUUCGGCAGGAGAACCAGAAACUACGGCAGGCUGUGGAGGACCGAGAGAACGACCUGCAACAGACCAAAGAGCAGUGCGAGUUAGAGACAAAUCGUAUACGCAUGGAUGUGAGUGAGGCAUUAGCUGAAAUGCGAAACUGCCAGGUGAAGCUGGAAAACACUGAGAGGGAGAAAACUGCGUUAACACACAGCCUCCAGCAGAAGGAGGCAGAGAUCACAACACUACAGGAGAUCAUCAGAAAUCUUCAGAAAAGCCUCAGCCCCUGCCACCCUGCUCAGGCAGAUGUUUCCAGACCUCCUGCAUCUCAGCUCACUAAAAGGGUUUUAGAUCAGUAUGAGAAUCAGCAGCAAGAGUCUUCCAUGUCCAACCGAGUCACAGACUCCAUUAACGCCUACCUUCAGACCCUGGAGGACUCAGGACACAGCUUGCUACCACGCCCAGUUCACACUCAACCCCUUGGCCAGUGGAAAUGUAGACAAGAGAGCUCCCCUAAAAGCUCAGAUGUACACACAUCACUGAAGAACACGACAGUUGGGAGUGCGAGUCAGGAAGUAGAGCAGUGUGAAACAGCUUUUGUUCCUCUACGAGAGACAGCAAGGGUGCAGCCUGCACCAGUUCCCCAGAAACAUUCUCCAGUUCAAGGAAAUGGUCACGUCGGACUGAAGUACCUCGGGCUUGCUUUUAAUAAACUUGGCAUCUCGAAUGGCCUCCCAGCUCUGGAUGAUGCUCAUUGUACAGAUUACGUCAUAUGUCCUGAUGGUGUAAGAUCACAGCUGAAACAGCCCAGUGAAGGUGCCUCUAAGCCUGCAGAUCAAUCCCAAUCCCAACAUGCACGGCGGCGUCUGCAAAUGGGUGGUGAAGCGUCAGUAUAUGAAAACUCCUUUUCAUCCUGUGAUGUAAAAUCCUUAGUUUCAGACUGGAGCGUGAACUCCUGGUCUACGUUUAAUACACGCGACGAGCAAGAGUUCCGCAACGGCUUAGCAGCUUUAGAUGCCAGUAUUGCCAGUCUGCAGAGGACUCUGAGAGCUGACUUUAAGAGAUGAUUUGCUGUCUUAAAACGUUGACGAUGUUUUAUGCUGAUCUAUUUUAAAUGUUUUAAUCAUGUUAUUAAAUUGUCAUUAAAGUAAAAAGUGUGUCUGA
Neoarius graeffei (lesser salmon catfish) is the source of this 2883-nucleotide messenger RNA. RefSeq names its product coiled-coil domain containing 14 (gene ccdc14). The record is from RefSeq and is a predicted model, not a curated record. NCBI's taxonomy places the organism in Eukaryota, Metazoa, Chordata, Actinopteri, Siluriformes, Ariidae. The coding region runs from base 207 to 2786 and encodes 859 amino acids. Gene Ontology annotation, cellular component: centriolar satellite. The transcript is spliced from 13 exons. Gene Ontology annotation, biological process: protein localization to centrosome.